This is a messenger RNA of Monomorium pharaonis (pharaoh ant), 4098 nucleotides long. Its product is annotated as LIM domain only protein 3. The coding region runs from base 370 to 1038 and encodes 222 amino acids. NCBI's taxonomy places the organism in Eukaryota, Metazoa, Arthropoda, Insecta, Hymenoptera, Formicidae. The transcript has 6 exons. The record is from RefSeq and is a predicted model, not a curated record. Gene Ontology annotation, cellular component: nucleus. Gene Ontology annotation, molecular function: transcription coactivator activity; DNA-binding transcription factor binding. Gene Ontology annotation, biological process: positive regulation of transcription by RNA polymerase II.
UUCGUGGCCGAGCCACUCCGACCAAACACCACGUGGCACGCGUCCGAGUUGCACGUGCAUUCGCGGAGCUGCGGGAGCCCGGUGCGCGCGCGAGAACGGGCGCUUGCGAGAGAGCUUGCGAAGGGGUCGAAUCCCUCUGUGUCUCCUCCCCUCUCUCUUUCUCUUUAUUCUCCUUUGAUUGCUCUUUAUACCUUGCGACGCGUUUCAUAUAAAUGACUGAUCGAGUCAUUGUCAUGUUGCACUAUUGUGACGUGAAGAUUUAAUUGUGCUUUGAGAAACCUGCUGAGAUCGACGUCUUUCAUCUUCACUGAUAAUCAAGAGUUACUGGCAAAGACGAAGAUUUCAACGAGUUACGGACGAGGCGAUAAAAUGACUAUGGAUGGGAGCAAGAGCGAACCGGGCAAGAACGGGGCCACUCAACAGGAAUGCGCGGGUUGCGGAAAGGCGAUUACGGAGAGAUAUCUACUGAAAGCAUUGGACAUGUAUUGGCACGAGGACUGCUUGAAAUGCGGCUGCUGCGACUGCAGGCUUGGCGAAGUUGGCUCGACGCUUUACACCAAAGCUAAUCUCAUCCUCUGCAAGAGAGAUUAUCUACGGCUCUUCGGAAAUACCGGUCACUGCGCGGCGUGCAGCAAAGUCAUCCCAGCUUUCGAGAUGGUGAUGCGCGCAAGGACCAAUGUUUAUCACUUGGAGUGCUUCGCUUGUCAGCAGUGCAAUCACAGAUUUUGCGUGGGCGACAGAUUUUAUCUCUGUGAUAACAAGAUCCUCUGCGAGUACGAUUACGAGGAGAGAUUGGUUUUCGCCAAUAUGGCUUUACAUCCGCCGCCAACCGCGACCCUGGCACACAUCAAGAGACAAGUGACGCACCUUCAGCCGCAGAACGUAGCGGGCGGCCCUCAGCGGCAGGCGAACGGGGAAGCGGCGGCCCAUAACCACAACGGAUAUCCACCGCCAGCCAGCACGAGCGCCCAUAACGUCCUGAACCCCAUGAAUAAUUUAAACGGUAUCAAUGCGCAAGCAUCGUACGACGCCAAAUGACAAACGAAGUAAGCGCCGAUAUAUUCGAUAUUGAGUCGCGCGCGCAAAAGGGGAGGCUCGACCGCGUCGUCGUGUGCGUCGUUCUCAUUGUCUUCGUGGUUUAUUUACCGCGCCUGAUCGUCCGAAUCGUCGUCCUAACUUUACGCACGCGACCCCGCGCCAGAUCCCGCAUAAUCGGAUAGACCCUUAAACCCUAUCGAGAAGAAAAAAGGGAGGUGUCGUCAAGUUAUCGCGAGCAAAAAAAAAAAGAUGUUACCGCGUACAGAUAUGUAUUAUAUAAUCGCAUUGAAACGGUUGGCUACUUCGUGUGUCAUGAUCGGAGAUCGAUCGAGCGAAGCUUGAAGUUUAUGUAAAUAGAAGGCAACCGUAAAAAUUGCAUGCCGGCGUACCGCUGACACCGCGCGGGUAAGCGGCGUAGGAGAAUUCAAAUUUGUAAUUUGAUAAAAUAUAAAACAAUUAACGAUAACCGAUAUAUCGUCUCGUCAAAUUGAAAUUGACAUCUUCCGAUAAAUGACGAGAUAACUGACAACACUGCUAUUUUUCUCCUACGCCACCUUAGAUAUCGUUUAGCGAAUGCGUAUUUCCCGGACGAAAUUAUUAUUCCGUCUCCUCGAGUAGAUUCUCUCUCUAAUAUAAGAUAGAACGUGAGGGAAGAAUAUAUAAAUAUAUAAAUCCAAAAUGCGUCUUUCGUUCUAGCAUCUAAUUAGAUUCAUGUAUCCGAAGAACGAGAAUUCGUCUUCCCCACGCUCGACUGGCUAGACGAUAAAUAAAGUAGGUAGACAGUUAAAAAUAGAGAUAAGUAGAUAGAUAGCUAACGGAACGUAUAAUAUAUUGGCCAGCUACGGCGAACUAUUGGUGCUCUUUAGAUUAUAAUUGAUCGAGUUUGCAUGAUUCAAAUCGGACUGCUAAAGGAACAGAUAAGAUCGAGCAGGAGAAACCAGAAACUAGGACUUGCGUCAUAGAAUUUUUACGGGCUAGAGAGACACUUUCCGUCGCGAUCCUUUCCGGAUCCUUUAUCCGCCUUUGUUGAGAAGAUCCUAUGGCAAAUCUACGCGUAUGUAUCAAGCGAUUCAGCGAUCGGUGCAGGAUAUAUCUUCACAGCAAUCGGCGUGUCAUGAACCGAAACUCGAAACUUCGGGACGGUAAAUAAAGUUUGGCGUCGCGCAUUUAACGGUCGCCUCGGUCACCGAAGGGGGUGUCUCGGUGAGCAGACACACGGGAUGACCCUCGGAGGACCCUCCUCCUGCCGGACGAGCUUCGAGAACGAGAUCGAAUCGAGAAAGCGGCGCGGUUCUGCAGCACCAGUAGCAGCACCAGCAGCAGCAGCAGCAGCAACCGCUCGCAAGCUCGCCACCCCAUGGGGCUCAUACGUUAGGGGUGACUUAAGCAUUGUUUCAACUUCGAAUCUCCCGGCAGAGGCCCAGAUUGAUGUCGCGAACUUUUCCGCUGCCUUAUUUGCGAGUCAGAUAACGAGACUGAGUUAUAUCCAAAGUUCUCUCUUGAUCUCUCUCUUUCUCCGGCCCGGCCCGUGCUGAUCGUAUCGGAUCACGAGGAAUACCCGCAGUCGAGGAGGCUGUUUUAUUUCCUCCCUCUUCGGGGAUUCGCCGCUGAUGCCAAAAGUAUCUAUACGUCGAACGGUAAUAGGCUAGCAGCUGCGCCGAGAAAAACUGCUAAAGACUAAUCCGCGAGAAACGCGAUCCUUGCGGUUUUCACUCCGGUCGCAAGUAAGAAGAAAGAUCUUUGUUGCUCGCGAUUGGCGAAAGGAGGCAAUAAUUAUUGUUGAUUAUUGACGGCAAGAGGAUUUAAGAAAUAAAUAUUGUAACCGUAACUCCGCGAAAUUAAAUUGGGGUUGACCAUGAGUUUAUUGUUAACUGCGUUAACGAAUAUUUUUUUAUAUUAUAUUAUUUUCUUAUGUUUUAUAUAUAUAAUAUAAUAAACAAUUUUAUGGGAACGUAACUAUAUAAAUAACUUAGUUCUUCAUUUCUUAUAUGUAAUCGUAUCUUAUGCAUAGUUUUAUAAUGUGUAUGUAAAUAAUAAACGGUCGCAUCUUUUGGACUAUUAUAAAUAAUCCUUAAAGUAUCAUCAUGAGUAUUUCGUAUUCAUUCCAUCUUUGGAAGUUUCUUAAAGUUUCGAAAGUAAUUAAAUUACACUACAUUUUAUUUUUUCCAAAUAAAAAAAAUGUACUUUUUGGAAAUGCGUUCAUAAAUUUUGGGAGAAAUUUUUUUUUAAUCACCUUAAAUAAAUAAAUAAAAAAAACGAAAUCGAGAUACUCAUGAUGGUACCAGGAAGGUACUUUUUUCACAUGGUACCUUAAGGGAUAAUAUUAUAUAUAUCAUAACAUAAUAAAGUUAACGAGUGCCAAUUUGUCAGCGCACUUUUCUUCGCAAAAUGACAGCAUCAAAUACAGCAUUUAUUUCAAUCUGCCAAAAUUGACUUGAAAAUCAUCUCAAAUUGAAGAAAGAACUAUACAUGCCGACUUGCAUUUUAUAUUUUCGUACUACACGAGUCUCCACACAGGUUGCAUCCGCCGUCGAGCGCGUUAAAGUCGCCCGAACUGAACUGGACGAUUCCUUUCGACAUUCAAACGAUACUUCAAACGCGAACAAAUAAUUCUCCCGUGGAAUGUACGGCGAUCUAAGAAUAAAACCAACAUAGUUCCUAAACGCGAAAGGUCUUCGACGGAAGCGACCGCGCGAUCGCGAUAUAUAGAGAGAGAGACAGCACAUUUGUACCGUACGCGACUAUCGAAUGAACCAGGCGUUUAACAAAGCGCAGCCAGCGCGCGCGAGCACAUCGGAGCCCUUUUGUACAUUGUAUCCCACGGUAUCGCUUUCUAAAUCUCCCCCUCCCCCCCCGCUCCCUCCCGCGUAAAUCCCGGGCCAUUAUAUACGCAUCCAGUAGCUGCAUCACUGCGCUUGGAUCACGAUAACGAAAGAACCGAGGUCAUUUAAUUAAUUAAGGAAGUGUGUACGUUCGCUAGUAUGUAGAUACGUUUUGUAUUUAUAGUUCUAUCAUAGAGGUAUUAAUAAAAAUUUGUUUCGAUGUUAUGCAAAACGCAAA